AUGGGGAUGGCCAAACUGUUACUGACCGGCGUCAUUCUCUUCCUGCCACCCUCGGUAACUGCACUCAGCCGCCAUCCAAAGCUGCUUCUCAUAUCAAUGGACGGCUUCCGAUAUGAUUUAGUUAAACCCCAUUUAGUACCGUUUAUUUAUGAAUGGGCCACUAAAGAGACUUGGUUUACUAACGGCAUGAGACCACAGUAUGUCAGUUUCACAACUCCAAAUCAUAUGGGUAUAGCUACAGGGCGUCAUGCAGAAAGUCAUGGUAUCGUUUCCAAUAAGUUCUACGAACACGAUCAAUUGUCUAACACUCUCCAUUUGUAUGAUUACUAUAAUUUCUCCGGAACACCUGGAAUCUUAGAGGAAUCUAGAAAGCCUUCAUGGUACUUGGGAGAACCGAUAUGGAUCACAAACGAAAAAGCAGAUGCAACUCGACAUUCCGCUUGCCUUCAAUGGCCGGCCUGUGAUGCAAAUUAUCCCAAUGCAAAUAAGCCGAUGUACUACACAAGUUGGACAAAACAUCAAAAGCCUGAUGAUUGGAUGAAGGAUAUAGAUACGAUCAUUGAGUUUUUCACAAGAGAGGACUAUCCAAUGAAUUUCGUUGCAUGGUACAUAGAAGAGCCUGACCAUACUCUUCAUGGGCACGGCUUCAAUGACGGUGCGUUAGAAAAGAUUCUCGCCGAACUCGAUACAACUUUCAAACGCCUGAUUGAUGAAUUGCGGAAGCAUGAUCUGCUUCGAUAG
This is a messenger RNA of Cooperia oncophora, 741 nucleotides long. NCBI's taxonomy places the organism in Eukaryota, Metazoa, Nematoda, Chromadorea, Rhabditida, Trichostrongylidae. The record is from the annotation of a GenBank genome assembly.